AUGUAUCCAGAAUCCAUAAUCUUUGAGGUACACCAUGGUGGCCGAUUUAAUAAGGAGCAUAGGGUCACAUAUGUUGGUGGGGACAUAUCACAUUACCCUGACCCAUAUGAUAGAGACGAGUUGUCUUUUAUUGAGAUAGAGAGGGUAGUUAGGACUUAUGGGUAUGGUCCUGGUGACCUAAUUUACUAUAAUCUACCUACCAAAAGUCUAGAUGAAGGGCUACGACUUAUUUCUUCUGACCAUGAUGUCAUUCAAAUGGUGGAACACCAUAGGGAGCAUGGAAUUGUAGAGUUAUAUUUGGUUUCCUUUGGUGUAGUAGAUGUAGAAGUAGAAGUACACGGAGAAGAGGGUGUUGAUGAUGAGGAAGAGGAAGACGAAUAUGAGAGAGUGUCUGAAGAAAGAAGUGACCCAUUAUGGGAUCAGGUUCUAAGUGAUGACUCUGAUGCUUAUGAUUUACAUGGAGAUGCAGAGGUGGGUUUAGAACAUGAUGAUGUUCGUGUAGAUGAAGGGUUUGGACUACAACCAGAAGAUGUUGUGGAUCAGAAGGUUGGAGUAGAAGCAGCAGUUGGUCAAGCAGAAGAGGGUGAGGGUGAGGGUGAGGGUGAGGGUGCGGGUGGGGGUCAGGGUGAGGGUUAUUCAGAUAUUUCCGGUAGUGAUGAACUGAACUCACCUAGUGCUAGUGAUGAAGAGGGUGUGGCUGAGGCUGAGUCUUCAAGACGGCCCUGUGUCACCAAGAGGGUUCCAUUUAGUAAGGAUGAUUUGGAAGAUCCGAAUUUGCAACGAGGUAACACUUUUCGGGAUGUCUAUGAGUUUAGAAAAGCCAUUAAGCAGGCCUCUGUAUUGAAAGGGAAGGACUUGACUUACCAAAAGAAUUCAAGGAGUAAAUGCAUUGCAGUGUGUGCAGACAAGAAUUGUAAGUACAGAGUUUAUGGGAGGCAGUUGAAAGAUGAGUCCACGUUCAUGCUAAUUUCAAUUAGGCCUAGACAUACAUGCCCUAGGAGGUACAAGAAUCACUUGAUCACUUCGAACUGGGUUGCCGAGGGGUGCAUGGACUGUUUUAGGGAUCAGCCGAACAUGCCUAUAGAUGUCCUGAAGAAAAAGGUGAAAAAGAAGUGGAAUGUUGAACUCCACAACAGUUCCUUGUAUAGGGCUAGGAAGAAGGCACAACAGACAAUUUAUGGAAAGUUGGGAGAGCAAUACUAUCGAUUAUGGGACUAUUGUGCAGCAAUUAGAAGCACAAAUGUUGGGAGUUGUGUAAUUCUGAUGGUUGAGAGACCUAUGCCCGAAGUGCCUUGUAGAUUCCAGAGGAUGUACAUGUCAUUGGCAGCCAUGAAAGAUGGAUUCAGAGAUGGGUGUAGGCCCAUCAUAGGGCUUGAUGCAUGUUUCUUAAAGGGAGUUUACAAGGGACAGUUAAUGGCAGCUAUUGGAAGGGAUGCCAAUGAUAACAUGUACCCAAUUGCUAUAGCUGUGGUGGAGGCAGAGACUAAGGACAGCUGGACAUGGUUUCUUGAGGCCUUAUUAUCAGAUCUUGGCCCUAGGGGUCCACAUGGGUGGACUUUCAUUUCAGAUAGACAAAAGGGAUUGGUACCAAGCCUACAUGAGGUGUGUCCUCAUGCUAAACAUCGAACAUGUGUGCGGCACUUAUAUGCCAAUUUCAAAGACGAUGGUCAUAGGGGGGUGUUAUUGAAGGACAUGCUGUGGAGAGCUGCUUCAUCUUACACACAAAUUGGAUUCUAUGCUGCAAUGGAGGAGCUCAAGGGCCUAAACCCUAAAGCACACGAGUACCUAGAAAAGGUUGACCCUAGAACUUGGUGUAAAGGAUGGUUCAACACAAGUACAAAGUGUGACCUUCUGCACAACAACUUGGCUGAGUGCUUCAAUAGUUGGAUCCUCAAGUUUCGGGAUAAGACCAUCCUAACAAUGUUGGAAGGAAUCAGGGGCAACUUAAUGAGAAGGUACCAAAGAAAGAGAGAUGCUAUAAGGGCCAUGGAGGGGAAUUUAGGGCCAAAAAUUAAAGAGAAGUUGGAGAUAGAGGAAGAUGAGGCCAGCCAUUGUACACCAAUAUUUGCUGGUGAUGGUUUGUUUGAGAUUGAAUGCAAGGGCAAGAAGUAUGUGGUCAAUUUGUGCCAGAGAACAUGUGGGUGUAGAAAAUGGGAUGUCUUUGGCAUUCCAUGUUGUCAUGCCAUCUCGGCAAUAUGGCAUGGUGGAGGCAACCCAGAGGAUUAUUUGAGUCAUUACUUUGGAAAGGAGAUGUACUUAAAGGCAUAUGCACCCAUCAUUUACCCUGUACCAAGUGAGGAGCAAUGGGUUAGGACAAAUCAACCGAAGAUUGAACCACCUAAGUUAAGAGCAACUAUAGGUAGACCUAAGAAAGUUAGAAAUAGAGGUACUGAUGAGACAUCAAAUCCAUACUCAAUUAGAAAGGGUGGCAAGAAGAACCAAUGUGGGAUGUGCAAGAAAUAUGGUCACAAUACAAGAACAUGCACUGUGAGGAUGAGGCAUGAUGAAAGACAACAACGUAGGAGAACUUCUACAGAGAACAUGCUGCAGAUACUGACUGCAAUAUUGACAGGGUAA
This is a messenger RNA of Alnus glutinosa, 2577 nucleotides long. RefSeq lists its product as uncharacterized. NCBI's taxonomy places the organism in Eukaryota, Viridiplantae, Streptophyta, Magnoliopsida, Fagales, Betulaceae. Bases 1 to 2577 code for a protein of 858 amino acids. The record is from RefSeq and is a predicted model, not a curated record. The transcript has 2 exons. Gene Ontology annotation, molecular function: zinc ion binding.